This is a messenger RNA of Physeter macrocephalus (sperm whale), 4587 nucleotides long. RefSeq names its product F-box and WD repeat domain containing 8 (gene FBXW8). The record is from RefSeq and is a predicted model, not a curated record. Lineage: Eukaryota; Metazoa; Chordata; Mammalia; Artiodactyla; Physeteridae. Bases 52 to 1851 code for a protein of 599 amino acids. The transcript has 11 exons. Gene Ontology annotation, molecular function: protein binding.
UGGCACCUGGUGGGCCGAGGGGGACGCGGCGGCGGGCCGGGAGCGGCGGCGAUGGCCGACCACAGUCUGGACGAGUUCCGCCGGCGCUGGCAGGAGGAGCUGGCGCAGGCCCAGGCGCUGAGGAAGCGGCGGCGGCCCGAGGCUGCCGAGCGGCGGCCGCGGCGGCCCGAGGUGGUCCCUGGGCGCGGCGAGCAGCAGGCCUCGGGGUACCUGGCGCUGGCCCAGGGCCUUUUGGAGGGCGCGGGGCGGCCACCGGCGGCGCGGGCGACCCGGGCCGAGAGGCAGGAAGCGGCGAGCCGUUCCCGCUCCCCUCCGGCCCGCGAGGCUGCCGGCGGCGGGGAGCAGCUGGUGGACCAGCUCAUCCGGGACCUGAAUGAAAUGGAUGACGUGCCCUUCUUUGAUAUCCAACUGCCUUACGAGUUGGCAAUCAAUAUAUUUCAGUAUCUGGACAGAAAAGAACUAGGAAGGUGCGCGCAGGUGAGCAAGACGUGGAAGGUGAUUGCAGAAGAUGAAGUACUCUGGUACAGACUGUGCCAGCAGGAAGGGCACCUUCCCGAGAGCAGCAUCUCCGAUUAUUCUUGCUGGAAGCUCAUCUUCCAAGAGUGCCGAGCCAAGGAACACAUGUUAAGAACCAACUGGAAGAAUCGCAAAGGCGCCGUGAGUGAGCUGGAACACAUUCCUGACGCAGUUUUAUGUGAUGUGCAUUCUCACGAUGGUGUUGUCAUUGCUGGAUAUACAUCAGGGGACGUGAGGGUGUGGGACACCCGCACCUGGGACUACACAGCCCCCUUCCUGGAAUCGGACUACGAGGAGGAUGAGGCUGGAAUGCAGCCAUAUGUCUCCUUUGUGAGGGUAAACAGCUCGCUGGCGGUAGCGGCUUAUGAGGAUGGAUUUCUUAAUAUUUGGGAUCUAAGGACUGGAAGGUAUCCUAUUCAUCGUUUUGAGCAUGAUGCAAGAAUACAAGCACUAGCCCUCAGCCAGGAAGAUGCAACUGUUGCCACAGCUUCUGCUUUUGAUGUCGUAAUGUUAUGCCCCAAUGAGGAGGGAUAUUGGCAAAUAGCUGCAGAAUUUGAAGUUCAGAAACUGGUUGACUACCUUGAAAUAGUUCCAGAUACUGGAAGGUAUCCUGUGGCAGUAGCCACUGCUGGAGAUCUGGUAUACCUGCUAAAAGCUGAAGACUCUGCCAGAACCCUCCAUUAUGUCUACGGGCAGCCUGUCACAUGUCUAGAUGUCUCCGCCAACCAGGCUGCUUUUGGUGUGAAGAGUCUGGGAUGGGUGUACGAAGGAAACAAGAUCCUGGUGUAUAGCCUGGAAGCAGAACGCUGCCUCUCGAAGCUGGGCAACGCGCUUGGCGACUUCACCUGCGUCAACCUCCGGGACAGCCCUCCCAAUCUCAUGGUCAGUGGCAACAUGGACAGGAGGGUGAGGAUCCACGACCUCCGCACUGACACGAUCGCCCUGUCCAUCUCUGCCCACCAACUCGGAGUCUCUUCAGUCCAGAUGGACGACUGGAAGAUUGUCAGCGGGGGCGAGGAGGGCCUGGUCUCCGUGUGGGAUUAUCGGAUGAACCAGAAGCUGUGGGAGGUACACUCCAGACACCCCGUGCGGCACAUCUCCUUCAACUGCCACAGCCUCAUCACGGCCCACGUGCCCUACGAGAGGGUGGUGCGCAACGCCGACCUGGACAACUCCGUCACCCACCGCAGACACCGGGGGCUGAUCCAGGCCUAUGAGUUUGCAGUGGACCGGCUGGCCUUUCAGAGCACUGUGCCCAUCUGCCGUUCGUCCUGUGACACCAUACCGGGUUACAACUAUGACCUGGCACUUGCUUUUCCCUGUGACAACAUUUAGAGAAUUGUCUCAUUUGGGAGCUGGGAAAAAGAACCAAUUCUGUGUAUUUUAGAACUACAGAGGAGCACCUCACUAGGUUUUAAGUGUUGGGGGAAGAAAGCAACUGCAGGGCGCGCUUAUGUGACCCCCACAUAUUCCCCUACUGCCUUCGCUUUUCUCCUUUGCCAAUUCAUUUUUCCCCAGCUGCAUCUGUCAGGGCUCAUUUCAUCUUACUCUGUUCUCACUCUCUCUCUCAUGGCUUUGAGUACCACACACCGAUGGCUCAGAUUUAUCCCUCCUCCACCGCCCCGCAUCACCCGUCAUUCUGUACACUGCACACAGCCCUUGCUCCGGCUCUCAGAUAAGGCGCCCCCCUGCCUGCUCAUCCUCUGUCCAGUCUCCAAACCCUUUCUUCUCUGGGGCCCUUUGGACAUGCUAGUCUCUGGGCCCUUGGCUCUGAGACCAAGAAUUCAACUCUGGGUCGUCGUCGUGUCACCACCACCCGACCUGGGAGAGCAGCACUUUUUCCCGGUAGAUGUUAACACGGUUAUAAUUAUAUAUUUAUACAACUACUUCAUUAAUAACUAACUGUUUUGCUUACUAUUUAGACACUUUCUAUGUACCGUAAACACCCGUCCUCCACGUGGGGUGAUGGGUUCUGGAGUACAGAGUGAGAGGGGAGAGUGCGGAUGGACCAUUACGUUCAACCGCCGAGCUAACAUGGGGCAGCACGAGAGGCCCCUCCCAUGUGAUGACUUGCUUCCGUUUGCAAGGAUUAGGCGGGCAAACCCUCGCGUUACCCGUGAUUUAGACUGUCGUGAGCAGCAGCAGCCAUCUACUGUACCUUCAGAAUAUCAAAGCCCAAAACUGAUAGAACUGCUCAGAGACACAAAACCCACGCCCAUGGUGGGCGAGUCGGGGAUUUACUUAAUUUAUAAGCGUGACACAAUGGACGUAGAUAGGAUUCUGUCCCUUUUCAAAUACCCACAAAACAUGCAUAAAAAAUGACCAUGGAUGAAGGCCACAAGGCAAAUCUCAGAUUACACAAAGAGCAAAACCAGACAGGUCCAAUCCAGUGCCCCCAGUCCCCGUGCGGUACGAUUAGAAAUCAACAAAAAGCAAAACAAAAAUAAAUAUACACCUGGAAGCCCCAGGCACUCCUGAAUUAACUUGGUUUUAAACAGGGAAAGAAAAAUGGAAAAUAGAAACUCUCCAGACCAGGGUGAUUGAUUGAUAGUGGAAGCACUGAACACCAAGACCCAGGGGAUGAGGCCCGAAUGGGCGGGGAGACGUCAUGACUUUUUAUAGAAAAUAAGACAGAAAAUCAAUGUGCUGUCACCCCAGAAAGCUUAAAAAAGGUCACAGUGAUCCCAAACAAACAAAGUAGAAGGAGUUAAAUCCUUCUUUAAAGGAGUUUAAAAAGGAUAAAAAUACACAUUAAUGAACUAGAAAACCAACAGAUAGUGAAGCUGAUCGUAAAGCCGAAAGCAGGUUUUUGGAAAGACAGAAUAUACAACUCUUGAUAAAGGGGGGAAAAAAAGGCACAAGGGACUAUCAAACCGAGUAUUUUCAGCAUGGGGCUAACUUCCCACUGAUCCAAGAGCAAAGUGAAGCUUUCCUGCUGUUCACAAGCGUGCAUGGUUGGGAAAUGCACCACUACACGGAGCCCUAGAACUUUUUGAGUCGUGAGGGUUUUGGAAGGUUUUUCAAAUUAAGAUCCUCAGUCAUAAAAAAAAAUCCACAUCCAACUAGACAGAGCCACAUAGAGGGCCGCGACUGGGAACCAUUCCCUCAGUCCCGAGAGCACUGCUUUCCUUCAGGCUGCCUUCCCGGGAAGGCAGCUGUGUCAGGAGGGUUUCCUGCAUCCUUUCAGAAAACCCAAUUACUUCAUAAAUGAAGCCAAUGUGCAGUUGGCAAAUGAUGUACUUUAUUUACGCUCGCUGCCUUGUGGUGCUCUGACCCCCUAGCGACCUCGCUUUAUACGGUUUUCACCUCUCACAGUCUUAAUGCAACUGGACCACUGCGGAAAGUUUAUUUUUCCUUUUAAGAAGCAGCCCCUUCCAGUCUCAUUUCACAGUUCAUUUUGCAGCUACAUUCUCCCUCCUAGCUUUGCAGGAAUUAAGGGUAAUGGAAGAGUUCAAAAGAAAUGAGACCCAGAAAAUUUUACUGAAAGUAAAAACAGUUUUAAACUACUUUCAUUCACUGCCAACUGCUGGUCCAGUGUAAAUGUUACAAGCAUGGGGUUUUUCCUCCCAGCCUGUUGAUAACAUCUCCCAUUCAUGAAAACCACCUGGGUUUUGUGAAGUUUACUGGACCCAAAUAAUCUCCAAGCACGCCAAGUUCAGUCAGUGUUUUUUUGCUGUAAACCUUACAUUCUGGAAGAAAUAGCCUGAUGGGGAAAGGAUCAAAGUUCCUUUAUGAACCAACAUUUACCAGUGGCUUAAAAAAAUCUUGGCCCAUGUCCACCCCCGUCUGCUCAUCCCAUCUUACCUCUGUCCCCGUUGGCUAUUCUGUGGGAGCUUCUUGGCAAGUUCUGAAUUCUUAGUUGACUUAUCGUCUCCUUUUCUUCUGUAUCUCUUCUGCUUUUCAAACGCGCCCCAUGUCUCCCCUAAAGACAGAAGAGACUCAGAUAUGCUGCUGCGGGAGCCAGAGGGCCAAACACCAGAAAUCUCUGUCCUAUCUUAAAACAUUGUAUGACUUUGCUUUCUGCUUUAUAACAUGUCCAUGUUGGUUCUAGUAUUAAAUUUUUAAAAUGUA